AUGUCUUCAGCUCCUCCACCUACCACGUCCCUUGACCCGGAUUGGGCUAAGGAGAGCAAUACCGCCAUGAUUGUCGGUGUAACUGGCGGCUUCCACGCCCUUGCUCUGCUUUUCAUUGGCCUCCGCGUGUACACCCGUGCCGCCGUCGUCAAGCUUAUGGGGAGAGACGACUACGUCGCCAUUGCAUCUGUGGUACGUCUGCUUAUGUUCGAUUUUGGAUCCUAA
This is a messenger RNA of Colletotrichum lupini, 225 nucleotides long. RefSeq lists its product as uncharacterized. The transcript has a single exon. Lineage: Eukaryota; Fungi; Ascomycota; Sordariomycetes; Glomerellales; Glomerellaceae. The record is from RefSeq and is a predicted model, not a curated record. Bases 1 to 225 code for a protein of 74 amino acids.